UAGCGCUGAUUGGUUCGUAGCCUGAACAUGGGCGGAGUCUAUCAUCACACUGUUUGUUAGAGUGAGAGCUGUGUGUGUUUUGGUUGUUUAGCACGGUGUAAAUUCUCGCCAGUGUAGAAAAUGUCUCACAGAAAGCCCAGUUUCCUAACGGACAGCUAUGACUGCGAUAGCACCCAGAGCAGCGUAGUUGUGGAGCAGCUGAGAGCUGUGGAGGAGCCGGGGGAGCACACGGUGGACUAUGAGCGGUGCUGUGUUCUACACUGCGCCAAGUGCAGCACGGUCAUAGCUGACUCCCUGUCCGCCUGUGGGGAGGCUAAGAGUAUCAAAUCCAUCAUUUGCCUGAAAGUCACUCAGGACGUAAAAGUCAGAGGGAAGUUUGAGGUAUGUCUAGAGGGUCCUCUGGCUUUUUGCACUUACAGAGUCCUUGAAUGCGGUAUUUGUCAUCGCAGCAUGGGUGUCAUCCUGCACUCCACUCCAACACAUUGGUCCAGCUUGCGAAAUCUCUUUCUCUUGCGGAAAGAAGUUCUAAAUUGUUACAUGCUAAGCAAGUGCACCGUGGUGAAAGCUACCAAAGUCAGCUUUGAAACCAGACCUAUAAGAAAAAACAUCAUUGAGCUGCAGCAGGAUUUGCAAGCUCAGCUGAAGCAGGUUGAAAUGUUGAAGGAAGUUUUGGAAGAAAAGAGCAGUCUUAGAGUGGACCAGAGGAGAGUCCGGCCCAAUGCCAGUGCCAGCACUUCUCGCUCCACUGCACUGCUAACCAGCGGCAGCAAAUAGUCGAUGUUUUCUAUUGUUCACAGUUACAUCCCUGAGUUGUCGAUGUUGGAGCUGAAAUUGUAAAGUUGUCUCAAUUUUUUGUAGAACUGCAAAUUUGUUUGUUGUUUUUGUUAACGUUCUGUAAAAAUGACUGAUAAACAGUUACAUUCUGUGUUCAGAUGUCGGCGUAGAGGAUGUGUUUAAAUAUGUACGUAUGUAUUUAUUUUUUCAAGAACAAACUUUCUAUAUAAAAAAACAAGCAAACUAAUAAAAGUAUUUCUUCAGAA
This is a messenger RNA of Astyanax mexicanus (Mexican tetra), 1040 nucleotides long. RefSeq names its product opa interacting protein 5 (gene oip5). The record is from RefSeq and is a predicted model, not a curated record. Gene Ontology annotation, biological process: CENP-A containing chromatin assembly; chromosome segregation. The transcript is spliced from 5 exons. Lineage: Eukaryota; Metazoa; Chordata; Actinopteri; Characiformes; Acestrorhamphidae. Gene Ontology annotation, cellular component: chromatin; chromosome, centromeric region; nucleus. Bases 121 to 774 code for a protein of 217 amino acids.